GGCAGGCGGAAGUGACGUCACGGCGCGGCCCCGGAGGCGAAGGAGGAGGGCGAGGCCUGCCGUGAAGUGGUGAGAGUAUGAGGCUCUGGCCGCCGCCAGCUGCUUCCCCGUGACGCCUUCCACCACGGCGGAGCUGCCCAGACCCACCUCCUGCCGCGUGGUCAUCUACCUGCAGCGGGACAUGUCCGGAGACACCGGCCUGGGCGGCCUGGGCCCGGCCGCGGGGGCCAAGCCCAAGGCCGGCGGCCCGCGCGGCCGGGGCCUGGGCAACAAGUACGUCCAGCUGAACGUGGGCGGCUCGCUCUACUACACCACGGUGCGGGUGCUGACGCGGCACGACACCAUGCUCAAGGCCAUGUUCAGCGGGCGGAUGGAGGUGCUCACGGACAAGGAGGGCUGGAUCCUCAUCGACCGCUGCGGCAAGCAUUUCGGCGCCAUCCUCAAUUACCUCCGGGACGACACCAUCGCCCUGCCCUCGAGCCGGCAGGAGAUCAGGGAGCUGAUGGCCGAGGCCAAGUAUUACCUGAUCCAGGGCCUGGUGGACACCUGCCAGGCAGCGCUGCAGGACAAGAAAGACUCGUACGAGCCCGUGUGCACCAUUCCCAUCAUCACGUCGCCCAAGGAGGAGGAACGGCUCAUCGAGUCCUCCACCAAGCCCGUGGUGAAGCUGCUGUAUAACCGGAGUAACAACAAGUACUCCUACACCAGCAACUCGGACGACCACCUGCUGAAGAACAUCGAGCUGUUUGACAAGCUGUCGCUCCGCUUCAACGGGCGCGUGAGCUUCAUCAAGGACGUCAUCGGGGACGAGAUCUGCUGCUGGUCCUUCUACGGGCAGGGCCGGAAGCUGGCCGAGGUCUGCUGCACCUCCAUCGUCUACGCCACCGAGAAGAAGCAGACCAAGGUGGAGUUCCCCGAGGCGCGCAUCUACGAGGAGACGCUCAACGUGCUGCUGUACGAGACGCCGCGGGUGCCCGACAACUCGCUCCUGGAGGCCACCAGCCGCAGCCGCAGCCAGGCCGCCGGGGCCAGCGAGGACGACGAGGCCUCGGAGCUCCGCGAGCGGGUCCGCCGGAUCCACGUCAAGCGGUACAGCACCUACGACGACCGGCAGCUCGGCCACCAGUCCGCCCACCGCGACUGACCGGGCGGCCACCCUGGCCUCCCGCCCCCGGCCCCUCCGGUCCCCCCCGGCAGGCUGCGGACCUCGGCACCUCAGUUGUCGGUGUCCCCGCCGGGGGGGUCCCGCCCCGGUGCUGAGCCCAGGGACCGGGCGAGGGCACGCUCCGAGGUAACGCCGCUGAGGACGGGGGACGGGUAGGUGGCCGACUUCUUAUCCCCGCUUUCAUCCGGCCCCCGGCCCUCUCCGGACGGGGCCGGCCUCCCCUUUUCUCUCCUGAUCCGGCCGCUCGGGCCCCCGGAGGGGCUGCCGGCUUCCCAGAUCCUUAUUUAGAAUACACUACAGCGUGGGGUUUUUUUCCCUCCCCUCCUUUCCUCCCCGGGCUGGGCGAUCCGCCUCCUAGAGCCAGAGAGUGGAGCUUGGGGAGCCCUCUCUCUUGGGGGGGGCAGGGCUCCUCAGACACCCAUUUUUCUGAACAACCCUCGUAGGGUAGGGUGGGGAGAAUCGAGUGUUUAUAAAAAGCGAUUUUACUGGGUUUUGUAGCUCGGGAUUGGAAUCUUUUAAUCGAAGCUAAGAGAAUCCGGGGCUUCCCGUUAUCCUUUCGGGGCAUCCCAGCCCCGCGGGCAGUGCGGAGUUUGGGGAUUCCUAGAGAGCUGGCCUCUCCCCGCACUCUGCCCUUUCUCAAAAGCCCUUCGGGACCCGCCAGCCUCUGCCCCGGGCGGCCUCACCAGUCCCACCGGCUAAUGGAGGGAGGGGCCCAGACCUCUCCGAGCCGGCCGUCUUCCGCUCCCAACCCCUUCCCCCUCGAGAGGCGGAGCCGGGGCAGGGAGGCCCCGAGUUCUCCCAACCCCUGGGCGCAACCGGGGGCCAGGACGGCUACCGGGUCCGAGGCGGGGAGGUGCCGAGAGAGGCCAGAUUCCGACGCCCGCCCUGGGGGAGAGAGUGUGCGGAAUGACUUGGUUCUUCAAGGGAACCAGGCUGUGGUUUUGGAAGGAAAUUAGGGAGCCCGUGGCAAAACCCUGCGACCGAGAACGCAGACGGGGCGGUGAGGACCGGCUCGGAGCUGGAGGGAGAUGGAUCCGUCCGGCCCCUGGCACUGCCGUCGUCGACUGCUCUCCCCCCCGCGCCGCUGUCUUAGAUUUAACCCUCCACUGGAGCAGGUGGGAGAACCGGGCAGACUCUAAGGACCCUUGGGCGGUAGCUGGCGAGGCCGGUGGCCGGCGAGAGCAGGGGAGUCGCUCCAGAAGGAGAUAGGGUUUGCGGCAUCGUGCCCGAGGGGGCCGGAGGGCAAACUCACCGUCGGCCGCCGAGUUUGGUGUCAGCGGCCCCCGGCGCGGGCCGAUCCGGAGAACGGGGUCUCUCCCUGCCCGUGGUCACGGGAGUGUCCGGCGAGGAAGGCUUCCGUUCCGGGAUUGGCUCGGGCCUGGGUCCAGGGAGCGCGGCGGGGCCCGGACGGGGCUGUGGGGCUUGUGGGUUUUGCUCCUCUGUUUCUGGGCCCUCACGAGGGAUGGGGCAGCUUUGCAUUCUUAGGAUUUGGAGUUGGCUCGGUCACCCCGGCAAGCGGAGUCGGCACGACGGCCGCCCCGCAGGGCGGUACGACCGCUGGUUACCGCCGCUCGGCCGGCGUCGGCGAAGGCCCCGGCGGGCUCGGGGUUAGGGCCGCAGCUGGACCGUUCCCCGGGCGAGAGAGGACGAGGGAGGUGGCCAAGAGGCCUCUUAACGUUCCGGUCCAGAAUGUGGGCUUCUAGCCCUCGGACGACGGGCGGGCUCUGCCGACCGGUUGUUCCUGCCGGUCUGGCCUGGGCCGAGGCUUCGGGACACAGAACGGAGCAACCUGCCGCGCGGAGGGGAAGAGGGGAGCGCUCAGAGCCCGGACUCAGACCGCCCCAUGUUCGGAGAGCUAUUUUGAGGCUCCAGUGCUCGGCCGGGCUCCCUACCGCCCCGGGGCCGGAGAGGAGGGAGGGUCGUCGAAGGGUGAAGGUUGAGAUUGUAUUUUUUAGAAAUUGCGAUCCCCGGCUCCGGUUUUGAUCAUUUAGUACAGAGCAUCCCGCGUAUAUUUUUUAUUCCUUCUGCACCGGUGUGAGACUUGAAAUGUCGAAGCGCGGAGCCUGGUUGUAGUCUUCGGGCUUCGGCCUCCCCUUGCCGUCCGGAGCUUCCGUCUCCGUCUCGUGGCCGUCGGGCGGCUUCGCCGUCUGUGCUCGCGAGCCCCCUCCCUCCCACCCCUCUCCCGCUCGACGUGAGCCCGGGGGCGGUGACAGUCUUCCGACAAUCAGCUUUCUCGGGGCAGGAGGACCCCAGCUGCUACUCUUCGAUCAGACACGUAGAGCGGCGGGCCUCGGGCCCGGAUGGCCCGGAUCUUAGCCGUGGCCACGGUGCUUGGACGUCCGUGGGGCCCCCCCCUCUGCUCCCAAUGACCCUCAGCCUUUCCGGUCUCAGCGGCCAAAGGGAGACGGGGCGGAGGCCGCGGGGAAUGGGCCGCGAUCGGACAGUCGAGAGGCGGCGGCGGGGGUCUGGGUUUCGUUUGGAGCUAUCGGCGCCAUCACCUUCCGCUAAGCUGCCGUUCGAGGUGACCGUCAGACGGCCGGGAGCCGGGGGCGGAAGCCGGCGGGUCGGCCCGCUCGCAACGCUUCCCGUCACCGGUUCCUUCCGGGCGGGGGGGGGCUCAGGGAGCGGGCUCGGCUCCAGCUCGGCUCUCGGGCCGCGCCGGGGCGCUUCGGCUGAUCGAUGGCUCUCUUUUCAGUCGACAGACGUACUGUUUCGCUCCGUGAUCGGCACAGCCGAUGGGUAUGGAACACUAAUUUUUAAUAAAAGACUUUCUACUGAACCGUGA
Messenger RNA from Ornithorhynchus anatinus (platypus), 3950 nucleotides. It is a transcript of the gene TNFAIP1, whose product is annotated as TNF alpha induced protein 1. The transcript is spliced from 7 exons. Gene Ontology annotation, molecular function: ubiquitin-protein transferase activity; protein binding. The coding region runs from base 182 to 1144 and encodes 320 amino acids. The record is from RefSeq and is a predicted model, not a curated record. NCBI's taxonomy places the organism in Eukaryota, Metazoa, Chordata, Mammalia, Monotremata, Ornithorhynchidae. Gene Ontology annotation, biological process: negative regulation of Rho protein signal transduction; protein homooligomerization; protein ubiquitination. Gene Ontology annotation, cellular component: Cul3-RING ubiquitin ligase complex.